UCGACUUAUUCGAUCUAGCAGUCGAUCACGGAACGCUUAGGUGUGCAUUUAUCGCAUUAUUUUAACAUCAAAACUGUAAAAGUGAUACAGAAGUUAUUGUAUGUCGUGAUACACGUGGAUCUAAAAAAAAAUUUAGAAAGUAUUGUGCAUUACAAUAUCGUGAUCAUUAUAAAAAAAAAAUAAAAAAACAAAUAUAAUAAAAAUACUAAAAAUAUCGAAAGCGUGAACAUAACUACUUUUUAUAAGCAUAGAAUAGUAUAUAAAUUAUAAGUUCAUAUUUUUUUUCGUUAUUCAUAAGAAAGCAAGAACAUCGAAAACACAUUUCCUCCACCAGAAGAAAUAUGUCGUACUUCGGAACGAAACUUGCUGUUUUUAUGCUUGUGUGUGGCAUUGUUUUCAGUCAAAGUGAUAAUAGAGAGAUCGAUAAUUCAGACAAGAUCGUUUUCCCUGGACAAACCGGCCAAGAUGACAUCGAUAAUGUAAGAAGAUCUAUAGAACCUUCGAAAUCAGAUGACGACGUAUUAUCGACUUCAUUAAGAAUUGCUCAACAAAUAAAUUCGAUGUCAUCGUACGAAGAAUUUCUCAAAUUUAUCAAUGUGCCUCCAGAAAAAAAAAUUCUAAUAGCUGGUAGAACCGGAGGUAGCGAAGAAAAAUCAAACGCGGAACGACCAAAGCCAGCUGGCUGUAUGCCGGAAAAUCAAACAAUAUCUUUGAGACCAGAAAAUAAAUUUUCGACAUUUUAUUAUCCUUCUUGUACGAGAGUCAAAAGAUGCGGUGGAUGUUGUGGACAUUAUCUACUCAGUUGUCAACCAAUUGAAACUGAAACUCGAAAUUUUGAGGUAAUAGUUUCGGAACUCAAUUCAGAUUUACAAGUGACAUAUAGGAAUAGAGAAAUUAUCCCGGUGGAGGAACACACGAAAUGCAAAUGUGACUGCAAAAUUAAGGCAGAGCAUUGCAACGAGAAGCAAUCCUACAGAAGGGACGAAUGUAGAUGCGUUUGUGUAAAUAUCGACGAAGAAAACAAAUGCAAGGCAAAUGGAGGUGUUAAAAUCUGGGACAGUGAAACCUGUACGUGUGCUUGCAGAGAGAGCGAAAUAUGUUCGACAGGCUUUUAUUUCGACAACAAUACGUGCAGGUGUCGACAAGUUCCAAUAUUAUCAAAGUUUGGUGAUAUAUCUAGAAAGACCGGAUACAGGUUCGGACAAACUGAAAGGCCUGAAAGCGUACCACCUGUGAUAGUAACUUUGGAUGCGUCAGAUCCAAGACGCAAGCAUAAAGAUGAUCCAGAAUAUAAAUGAAAAUUAGAUUAAUUGAACUUGGCAAAACGAUCAAUGAUAGACAGCUCCUUUUUACCUAGUAACGCUUAUAUUUAUGAGACUUUCAUACUCAUAUUAUUUAGUUAAUUAGAUCGCUACCAUGCCGCAAACAAGAGAUUUCAACCACAGCCCAGAACUUAUUUUUCACAUUGCUUACAGUCAUAAAUGUAUGACACUAGGCUCUUAAUGCUAAAUGGUGUGUCACAGAUAGAUAUGUGAUACAGGUAGCGGACGUGUUAAGCUAUAAAAUUUCACAUUUAGUAUUUAAAUAAGCAUUAAGUAUUACCUAUUUAAUUAUUGUUAUUUGGCUUGAUAUGCUGCAUUUUGACAUAUCAUAGAACUUUGUGAUAUAGUUACAAAUGUAGAUACUAUUGUAUAAAUCUUAUUCAUAUUAUUUUUUAUCUUUAUUGCCUAGAUGUAUAUAAAAUAUAUUCCAAAUAUAAUUAAAUAUAAAUAAAUAUUUGAAUUAUACA
This is a messenger RNA of Polistes canadensis, 1789 nucleotides long. RefSeq names its product vascular endothelial growth factor C-like (gene Pvf1). Lineage: Eukaryota; Metazoa; Arthropoda; Insecta; Hymenoptera; Vespidae. The record is from RefSeq and is a predicted model, not a curated record. Gene Ontology annotation, cellular component: membrane. Bases 342 to 1298 code for a protein of 318 amino acids. The transcript has 6 exons. Gene Ontology annotation, biological process: positive regulation of cell population proliferation; positive regulation of protein autophosphorylation. Gene Ontology annotation, molecular function: growth factor activity; growth factor receptor binding.